Owenia fusiformis is the source of this 2106-nucleotide messenger RNA. The record is from the annotation of a GenBank genome assembly. NCBI's taxonomy places the organism in Eukaryota, Metazoa, Annelida, Polychaeta, Sabellida, Oweniidae.
AGCUCUCCAAUUACUGACUGGCCUGCAUUACUGAUACAGCUAGCAUCAUUUCGUCGCCAGGGCGUUUGAAGUACAAAGACACCAAGCACAGGAUGAAGGCCCUUGGGUUCCUCGUGGUGUCCCUCCUCCUGUUAGCGCUUGUGCACGUGGCUUAUACUAUCGCAGACUCGCAUCUGAAUUCACCCAAGGAUGAGGUUCCCGUCGAUAAGGAUAAUACAGAUGCAGGCAGUGAAGAAAAAGGAGGAGUGUUCGAUGAGGUAUCCGAACUGGAUGAACUAUCACUGGCACACUCUAGGAGGAAGGAUCUAAGAGACUUCGAUUCCGACAGCGUGUUGACCGAAACGAGAUCUGACAUUCUUCUGGUCGACCCAGUGUCGGCACUGAGCAGAAAGCGAACUCACAGGCAUAUAAAAGGCCACCAUCACCACCGACACCACCAUGGGCUUAAAGAUAUCCAGAAAGAUCGUUGGCAGGCGGAGGAGAUUCAACAAGGAGACUCAAAGCAAGAUAAUUCACAUGAUAAGGAAACAACCGAUGAUGAUCGGCUCAUAAAGCCGGAAGAUAUAAUGAUGGGUGACCAGCCUGUCAUAGAUGAUCUCGAUGUGGCCACAGACGUGGACGAGGACGCAAACGUUGAACAGAUAGAGAUCUCGGACAAAAAGGCACAACGUAAAAUGAAAAGGAAAAAUGAAAAGAAAGAAAUGAGGAAAAAGAAAAAAGAAGAAAAGAAAAUUGCGAAGCAAGGGAUGAAAGCACAGAAUAAGGAAGCUAAAAAAGAACGGAAAGCCAAAAGAAAAGAAGAAAAGAAGGAUAAACGAAAAGAAGCAAAGAUUGAUAUGAAAGAACAACGCAAAGCUCAAAGAAAAGAAGACAAAACUGAAAAGAAUGACGAAAAGCUUGACACUAAAAAGGAAAACAGAGAGAGAAAAAAAGAACAACGCAAAGCAGAUCGCAAAGCUUCAAAGCAAAACGCUAAAAAUAAACGCAAAGAGGAAAAGGCAAUAAAGAAAGAAGAAAAGAAAGCACAGAGAGAAUCUAAACGUCGUGAAAAGAAAAUGCAAAGGAAACAGGAAAAACUUGCCAGUUUGAUCGUUUGUGAAACUGAUGCGGAUUGUAAUGCAGGGUCGUGUUGUAUAAAAAAGAAAGCUGGAAUGUUCUGUAAGGCGUUUGAUAAGGAUGUCGAUUCAAGAUGCAAAGGACAUUGCCAAUGCAAAUCAGGGUUAACGUGUUUCACAGAGCAGAAGAAAUGGGGCAGAAGCAAACGAUUUGGACAAUGCAAAGCGCCCUCUAACGAUGUCACAACAGAAUUACCAAUAUCCUAUCGGCCCUAAAAGGCCAAAUCGAUAUACUAUAGACUUUUACAUGAAACAUUUUUGAUAUUUUUUAAUAAGUAUAUUGUAAAUAAAGUUUGAGUAUGAGCGUUUGUAGACAAUAUCUGCAUAUCAAUAAGUCAUAAUAUCGAUACCAUCACAAUAAAAAGGAUUCAUAAAUGUGUAAUUAUGCAUAAAGACUUAUAUCUUUGACUUUUCUACCAUGAAAUAUGUCAUUAUGUAUCAAUAAUCAUGAAUAUUUCAACCACACGUGUGGAAAUCAUCGCCUAAUGAUCUAACUGUGUAAAUGGUCUAUCUAAGCUAUAAAUCACAAAUAUAAGAUAUGAUAUCUGUGUUUGCAUGAAAUAUUAGUCGAGAUUCACAUUCUUGAAGAAUUGAUACUUUGGAAUGAAAUCUGCAGGCUUGAAAUGUGAUAUACAGUAUUUGAAAUAUUCAGACUAGUCGAUCAUAUCUGAACUUAUUUCGUGAUACGUAGCUGGCUGGCUGUGGAAUCGCUUCAUGGAUCAUCACGUUUCAAUUCAUUCACUUCUUGUACUCUUGAUGUUGUACGUUUGCCCGUGUUGUAAUAGCAAGUAAGAACGUAAUGAUGCGUCUCUGAUUGUAUUUAGAUGUGAUGUCAGUUUACGUUCACAUGAAUUAUUAUACUGCUGUAAAUAGAAAUCGCUCCCGUUGAAAUGUUGAAUGGCUUCCACUUUCAUAUGACCAUACGACUUCAUGUACUAACUGUACUACACGUGUGAAUUAUUGUAUUUGUAAAUAAAUAAAAAUAAAACAA